Aspergillus melleus is the source of this 1239-nucleotide messenger RNA. RefSeq names its product phosphatidate phosphatase App1 family protein. Bases 1 to 1239 code for a protein of 412 amino acids. Gene Ontology annotation, molecular function: phosphatidate phosphatase activity. Gene Ontology annotation, cellular component: actin cortical patch. NCBI's taxonomy places the organism in Eukaryota, Fungi, Ascomycota, Eurotiomycetes, Eurotiales, Aspergillaceae. The record is from RefSeq and is a predicted model, not a curated record. The transcript has a single exon.
AUGAAACGCCCUGCGAUCGUUGAGAGGGCAGGUUCGUCCACCUCGCGAACCAAAGAUUCUCAAGUAAUUAAGAAACUUGAGCGACUUGGAGGCCGCCCAUGGAAGCGCGAAUGGAGCAUGCUCAAUCUCGUCACCUCUUUCCUUUGGAAACAACCGUCGAUGCAAGCGGCCGACGUCCGUCAACACACAGUGUGGUUAUUCGACAACACUGCUUAUCAGCGCGUUACACCGAAGCCCGCCGGACAAAGACGAUGGCAUGCUGAGGUCGUCGCUUGUAUAUUUCGAAAGGAUAGCCGCAAAGAUAUCAGCAAAAUCGUCGCAACAAUCGCAGACAUCAUUGGUCUUGAUGGGGAAAUAGGUACCCAGAGAGAAACACGCCAUCGGAUGGCAGAACGACUACGACCAUUCUUGCAUCACGUUGCAUCAGCACACUUGAUGAUGCUCGAAACCCCUCUGCCGAACAACACUGCGCUCAUUCGACAGAUAGGGCCGACCGAUGGAAGUGGCAUCACCAGCCAAGUUGUGACUAUAAACAACAAACAGAUCACCGAUGGAACCUCGCUACCUUCGUACCUCCGAGGCUGGGCGGGCAAUGUAUCAAUGAACACUGUCUUCGCGGGUCCAGAAGGCUGGCUCGUCAUAUCCGACAUCGACGAUACGAUCAAAUACACGAAAACUUCCGAGUCGACCGGGAUUCUUCGCACGACCUUUGCAGAGGAACCGAUGCCCAUUGCUGGAAUGCCCGAACUUUACUACCGUAUCCACAGGGAGCUCGCACCGGCAUGGUUCUACCUAUCAGCAUCUCCUUAUAACCUGUACCCCUUUUUACGAGGAUUUAUUCAGGAGCAUUUCAACCCUGGCACGCUGAUCCUUCGGGAUUCGUCAUGGAUGGAUAUCAGUGACUUAGUCAAAUCUUUCACCGUCAACACCAUGGAAUACAAAAUGGACCGUAUCAGAAAGAUUCGACGCUGGUUCCCUCAACGCCAGGUUCUCUGCAUUGGCGACUCGACCCAGAAAGAUCCAGAGGCCUACGCCGAGAUCUACAGGAAACAUCCGAACUGGAUCCAAGCCAUCUGGAUUCGGAAAGUCACCGAUGUCCCCCAUUUAGAAGAACAAAACUCCCCGGAACGGUUUGAGGCGGCCUUUAAAGGCAUCCCAGAUAAUGUUUGGGAGGUAUUCGAACAGCCUGAUGAAGUGGCGAACCUUGUGGGUGAGUUGAAGAUCAACAACACAGCCUAG